Mandrillus leucophaeus (drill) is the source of this 1286-nucleotide messenger RNA. RefSeq names its product zinc finger protein 771 (gene ZNF771). The record is from RefSeq and is a predicted model, not a curated record. The transcript is spliced from 2 exons. Gene Ontology annotation, molecular function: DNA-binding transcription factor activity, RNA polymerase II-specific; RNA polymerase II cis-regulatory region sequence-specific DNA binding. Gene Ontology annotation, cellular component: nucleus. Gene Ontology annotation, biological process: regulation of transcription by RNA polymerase II. Lineage: Eukaryota; Metazoa; Chordata; Mammalia; Primates; Cercopithecidae. Bases 17 to 1054 code for a protein of 345 amino acids.
GCCUCAGGACACCAAGAUGCCUGGCGAACAGCAGGCAGAGGAGGAGGAGGAGGAAGAGAUGCAGGAGGAGAUGGUGCUGCUGGUGAAGAGUGAGGAGGAUGAGGGUGAGGAGAAGUAUGAAGUGGUGAAACUCAAGAUCCCCAUGGACAACAAGGAGGUCCCGGGCGAGGCGCCCGCGCCGUCCGCCGACCCGGCGCGUCCCCAUGCGUGCCCCGACUGCGGCCGCGCCUUCGCGCGCCGCUCCACGCUGGCCAAGCACGCGCGCACGCACACGGGCGAACGGCCCUUCGCGUGCACCGAGUGCGGGCGGCGCUUCUCGCAGAAGUCGGCGCUGACCAAACACGGCCGCACGCACACAGGCGAGCGGCCCUACGAGUGUCCCGAGUGCGACAAGCGCUUCUCGGCCGCCUCGAACCUGCGGCAGCACCGGCGGCGGCACACGGGCGAGAAGCCGUACGCAUGCGCGCACUGCGGCCGCCGCUUCGCGCAGAGCUCCAACUACGCACAGCACCUGCGCGUGCACACGGGCGAGAAGCCGUACGCAUGCGCGCACUGCGGCCGCCGCUUCGCGCAGAGCUCCAACUACGCACAGCACCUGCGCGUGCACACGGGCGAGAAGCCGUACGCGUGCCCGGACUGCGGACGCGCCUUCGGCGGCAGCUCGUGCCUGGCGCGUCACCGACGCACGCACACGGGCGAGCGGCCAUACGCAUGCGCCGACUGCGGCACGCGCUUCGCCCAGAGCUCGGCGCUGGCCAAGCACCGGCGCGUGCACACGGGCGAGAAGCCGCACCGCUGCGCUGUGUGUGGCCGUCGCUUCGGCCACCGCUCCAACCUGGCGGAGCAUGCGCGCACGCACACAGGCGAGCGGCCUUACCCCUGCGCCGAGUGCGGCCGCCGAUUCCGCCUAAGCUCGCACUUCAUUCGCCACCGACGCGCGCACAUGCGGCGCCGCCUGUAUAUCUGCGCCGGCUGCGGCAGGGACUUCAAGCUGCCCCCUGGCGCCACGGCCGCCACUGCCACCGAGCGCUGCCCGGAGUGCGAGGGUAGCUGAGCCCCGCAGGGCUGCGGAGGGGCGCCCUGGGGCUUCGACCUGGCUGCACUAACCCGGGCUCCUUCUGCGCCGGCCUCCAGGUCUGGAAAAUUGAGGGGACUGCAGGCCCGGCUGCCCUGGAACUGGAAGACAGGGAGAAUCCCCUGCCGGGGUCCCUGGAAACAGUGCCCAUCCUCCAUCACUACAUUCCCUUGGCCCGUGUUAGUGAAUAAAGUAUUAUAUCCUCACCCCA